UCCGCGGCAUGUGGGAUCUUCCCGGACCGGGGCACGAACCCAUGUCCCCUGCAUCGGCAGGCGGACUCCAACCACUGCGCCACCAGGGAAGCCCAAGGAAAAGCUUUUAGUCUACGGGAAAGACAUGGUUUCCAGGCAGAAUGCCUCCUCUUACUCAGGUAUUCCUUGGAAUGGAGAAUGACACUAACUUGGGUUACAUCCACUUGGGCAAAACUAGAACGAACAAGGUGACAUUUCCCUGCCAGAGGCUAUUAAAUAACCAAGACGGAGUAUGUGAUACGGGCUCAGCUAGUUUAGGAGGCAGCUCUUUGCUCCCCUUUAUUAAUAUAGGCAAGAAAACCAAGGUGUGGUGUUAGAGACUUGCCCAUACUCAUGCAAUGGGAACAGAUUUUAUGACAUCUUUUUCAAGCCAGGGGCUCCUCCCUAAGGUGACCAAGCCUGCCCGCUCACUCACCAGACCUGCCCAGACCUGAGGUUGUUGCCCAGGGAGCUUUAGCUCCUCUCCAAACAUAAACUUGAACCGGUAAACCUGGCCUUUCCUCUCUGCCUUUGGCUAUUUCAUCCUCCUUUCCCUUUCCCCUGCCCCUCUGUUCUGUCUUCUGCAGGUCUUGGCUGCUAUCAGGAAAGGAGUCCCAUCCCAUGGACUCCCACUCCGGGGAGCUAGGGCUCCUGCCCUGUGGGUCCUGUGACAUGGUUUUCCGUUCCUGGGCCCUGCUGGCCACCCACACUCAGCGCUUCUGCAUUGGCCGUCAGCCCCGGGAGCUGACAGUUGGAGAACAGCCCCCAAUAGCCACUGAACCACGGGUACCCAGGGUUGUGCCAGAAGAACACCAGGGCCUCCCAGACCAGGAGGCCAGCAAAUCGGCUCUGAAGAGGCUAACAGAUGAGAUUGCGGGUUACUGUUACCUCCAGGUGCAGCGGCUGCGGCUGUAUCUGCAGGAAAUGCGACCCAGCAUAACAGAGGUCCCCAGAGGGUCACAGGGGCCCUGGAGGCGGUCAGAGGCACCGACUCAGGGUCCCAACCACGAGACUGCUGGGAGCCCCGGCGAGCGGCUGCGGGCGCUGCACCGGACUCACGCAAGGCUCUUGGCAGAGACCAAGGCACAGAGCUGUGCCCUGGAGCGACGCGGCGAGGAACUGAGCCGGCACCUCCAAGGUUUGGCUUGGACCCGGGACGGGAAAUCACGCAUAUUCAGCCUGGAGCGGGAGCUUCGAGAACUCCGGGCAGAGGCCGGGCGAACGCGGGGUGCUCUAGAGGAGUUAGGGGCGCACGUUCAGCAGCUACAGGCCAACCCCGGGACCCGGCUGAACGCCGUACGAGAGGCAGAACUCUGUGGUCCGGUGCUACAGGCAAACCCAGGGACUCUGGCUGCGGAGAUCGGGGCCCUGCGUGAGGCCUACAUUCGAGGCGGGGGCCGGGACACCGGCGUUCUGGGCUGGAUAUGGCAGUUACAAGUGGAGGCGUCAGCUCUGGAGCUUCGGCGGUCGCGGACCCGCAGGGGAAGACAGGCAGGUGCCGCAUUCAAGGAGCUUCUAGCAGUGGAGGCUGAAAAUCGGCGCCUGGAGGCAGAAAUCCUGGCUUUGCAGAUGCAGAGGGGUGCAGGCCGGGUGCCCUGGGGGCACAGGGAGCCGAGACUUGUGGCCAAUCCCAGCCCACGCCUGAGAAGAAGGGAAGAUCCCCCAAGCCUCCCGCCUCCAGUGGCUCCCCCGCUGCCGCUGCUUCCACACUCCACAGGCGUCCUAUUCUUGGGUGGCGCCGAAAAGGCUUCGCAGCUUCCUGGAACCAUGACCAGGAACCUGGGCCUGGAUCCACACUUCCUCCUGCCCACAACUGACGUUCUGGGCCCUGCACCCUACGACCCUGGGCCUGUGUUUCCUAGGGCUGGCCUUGUCAUUUUCUAUGACUUCCUGCGGGGCCUUGAGGCUUCUUGGAUUUGGGUGCAACUAUUGACUGGCUUGGCCCGAGAUGGACAGGAUACAGGAGGGACCACAGCGUUGCCCCCAGCCCUUUGCUUGCCCCCACCUCCAGCUCCUGGGCCCAUGGGCAACUGUGCCAUCCUUGCCAGCAGGCAGCCUAUACCCAGACUACCACCUUCACCAUCAGUAUCCUUGGUCUGUGAGCUGCAAGCCUGGCAGGGGCUGGCAUGGGCUAAAGCACCACUGCCAAAAGCCUGGGCCUCGCUGGUGCUAUUUGACCGGGAUCAGAGGGUGCUAAGUGGUCGCUGGCGUCUCCCACUUCGGACCCUUCCUCUGGACCCCAGCCUUAGCUUUGGGCAGCUGAAUGGGAUUCCCCAGGUAGGUCAGGCCGAGCUCUUUCUGCGGCUGGUGAAUGCAAGAGAUGCAGAUGUACAGACACUGGCAGAGAUCAAUCCAGCAAGUGCCCACGAGUACCAGUACCCACCUCUGGUGCCCAACUCAUCUUCACUGGAGGCCAGCUCCCUGGCCCCAACAGCUGGCUUUGUUGACCCCCCUCCUCCUGAAGACCCCCACCAGCGGCAGAGUCAAGCACAGAGAGGAGGGUUUGCGCCCUCAGCACAGCUUUGACCCACCCCCACUGGCUUUCUGAGUCCAGAAGAAUGGGCGUAUGAGUAGCUUCACAGGCACAGGACUGGGGCCUAGACUGAGGCCUGUUCUCCCAUCUGCAGCUUUACUACUCCGUGUUCUGACAGAGGGUCUGGAAGCAAAUACAGAUGUGAACACACAACAUGAGCUCCCAUCACAGCUCUACCACCUUCCACAAGUACUUGGCCUUUCUUAUCCUUUUGUAAAAAAGAUUGAUGUGAGGAUUAAACAGAUAUGUCAGGUAUUUACAGUAUUGCCUGGCAUAUAAGAAAAUUCUCUGAAA
Molecule: messenger RNA, 2845 nt
Organism: Aethalodelphis obliquidens (Pacific white-sided dolphin)
Lineage: Eukaryota; Metazoa; Chordata; Mammalia; Artiodactyla; Delphinidae
Gene: CCDC17
Product: coiled-coil domain containing 17
Exons: 13
Coding region: 640-2544 (634 amino acids)
Source: RefSeq, a predicted model, not a curated record